CUUUUUGCCAUUUUCUUUUUCUUUAUCCAAAAGGUCCUUUUCUUUCUUUCUCUUCCUUUUUCUUCUUUCUUUACAAAAGCUCGUCUUUACGGCUCACCCAACUCGCUCCCUUCCCCUUCCUUACGUAGUUUGAAAGCUACAUCCCGCAUACAUUAAAAAGUCUACAUACUGUGAAGAGCUGGUAUCUCUCCCAGUUUCCAUAAAACCCCGCCCUUUCCUUGUUCCGUAUAUUCCAUUACCUGUUAGAGGUAUAUCAUCCAACGCCACGGCAGCACCAACAACACCAACAACAGAGCCGAAAACAGUAAAAUAACAUCACCAUGUACCGAAGUCCGCCACCAGUGCAUAGCAAAAACGACUACGAUCAAUACGCAAUGCAAGAGACGCAUUUCUCGCCUCGUCACGGCGGAGGCUCACCGUUUGCAGAUCCGUUUCCAGUUGACAACCAACCUUUGCUCCGGCCUCAGCACUCCGGCACUGGCUCGCCCUUCAUGGGCCAUACCCCGCCACCCAUGGGCUCGCCUCGUCCACAGUUUGGUUACCAACCUGGAUCCCCGGGUAACGCACACUAUGGCGAAGCACCCAGACGCGUGCCACGACGAUACAAGACGACCCGAAAGGUAAAGCUGACCCGCGGUAACCUUGUGCUCGAUUGUCCUGUGCCUACACGAUAUCUCCAAGCCGUUCCCAUCAAGGAAUCCAAAGAAUUUACACAUAUGAGAUACACAGCUGCCACAUGCGAUCCAAAAGAUUUCGCAACCUCGGGGUAUACUUUGCGCCAGCAGCUCUUGGAGCGACAGACUGAACUUUUCAUUGUUUUGACCAUGUAUAAUGAAGAUGAGAUCCUGUUUGCUCGUACAAUGCACGGUGUGAUGAAGAACAUUGCACAUUUAUGUGGACGUGAUCGAUCCAAAACUUGGGGUCAUAAUGGAUGGCAGAAAGUUGUGGUUUGCGUGGUAUCGGAUGGUCGUAACAAGAUCAAUCAGCGAACUCUGUCACUGCUGGCCACACUCGGCGUCUAUCAAGACGGUGUUGCUAAGAACAUGGUCGGUGACAAGGAGGUUACUGGCCAUAUUUACGAGUAUACCACUCAACUUUCGGUCGAUCCAGAAAUGAAAUUCAAGGGUGCCGACAAGGGCAUGACGCCAUGCCAGAUGCUGUUCUGCUUGAAGGAAAAGAACCAGAAAAAGAUCAACUCGCAUCGUUGGUUUCUGCAAGCCUUUGGUCCGUUGAUCCAGCCAAAUGUCUGUGUUCUAAUUGACGUGGGAACACGGCCUGGUGGUACGUCGAUCUAUCAUUUAUGGAAGUCAUUUGAUAUCAACUCCAAUAUCGCUGGUGCCUGUGGUGAGAUUCGUGCCAUGACCGGCACUGCCGGUGUCGCUCUACUCAACCCACUUGUCGCUGCUCAGAAUUUUGAAUACAAAAUGUCCAAUAUUCUCGACAAGCCUCUUGAAUCUGUCUUUGGGUAUAUUUCUGUCUUGCCUGGCGCUUUCUCAGCAUAUCGUUAUGUGGCUCUCCAAAACGAUGUCAAUGGCCAUGGUCCACUUGAAAAGUACUUUUUGGGCGAGACAAUGCAUGGUAGUGAUGCCGAUAUUUUUACUGCCAACAUGUACCUCGCUGAGGAUCGUAUUCUUUGUUACGAGCUGGUGGCCAAAAAGAACUCCCACUAUGUUCUUCACUAUGUUAACAGUAGUUAUGGUGAGACUGAUGUUCCCGAUACUGUUGCAGAAUUGAUCUCUCAACGUCGUCGUUGGCUUAACGGUUCAUUUUUUGCUGGUGUUUAUGCUUUGUGGCAUUGGCGUAAAGUUUGGUCAUCUGACCAUUCCAUUUUCCGUAAACUCUUCUUCAUGAUUGAGAACUUGUACAGCACUUACAACAUGAUUUUUUCCUGGUUUGCAAUCGGCAACUUUUAUUUGACUUUUUACAUCCUUACAAAAGCAUUAAGUGCUGAUUCGCUGGAUCCGAAGCCCUUUUCGGGCGAGAUUGCCAACUAUCUACACGUUGGUCUCAACUACGUCUACUGUCUACUGAUGAUUAUUCAGUUUAUUAUUGCUCUGGGUAACCGUCCUCAAGGCUCCAAGUUCUUGUACACUGCUAGUAUGAUCUUCUUUGCUUUACUGAUGGGAUACAUGCUGUUCGUCACGGUUUGGAUCACGAUUGUCGGUAUUACUGCCGUUGUUGAGGACACUGAUGCUUCAUUUACUGCCAUGAUGGGUGAAAGUAUGUUCCGCAACAUUGUUGUUUCCGUCUGCGCUACCUACGUUAUGUAUUUCGUAGCGUCUUUCAUGUUUCUAGACCCAUGGCAUAUGUUCACUAGUUUCAUCCAAUAUAUUUUCCUCAGCCCCUCCUACAUCAACAUCUUGAACGUAUACGCAUUCUGUAACAUCCACGACGUUUCGUGGGGUACCAAAGGUGAUAACAAGGUUAAUACGGAUCUCGGUGUCGUCAAAUCCGAUAAGGACGAAUCUGGUGAACAUACUGCUGAAAUUGACUUGCCGACGGAGCAAAAGGACAUCAACGAAGCAUAUGAAGCUGCAUGUAUCGAAUUACAACGCAAGCCUGAGGAGGAACCAGAGCAUCGUGACGCUCAAACCAAGCAGGAGGAUUACUAUAAGGCUUUCCGUACAAACCUUAUCUUGUUCUGGAUUAUUUCGAACCUUUUAUUGAUCAUUGCUAUUACCAGCGUUUCUGCAUUCUCCUGGAUGGGUGAUUUUGAGACCCGAAGCACAAUUUAUCUUGGUUUUAUUUUGUGGUCUGUAGCAGGCCUUUCGGUUAUUCGCUUCUGUGGCGCCACACUGUACCUUAUUUUCAGAAUUUUUACUGGCUAGUUUAUAUUUAGUCUAUACAUAUUUAUAUUCCCUUAUAGUCUCUCUUUCUACGUAUUCUUUAUAUAUACAUUUCUUACCUCCAUUAUUAUAUUUAACCAAAAAGCAGUGUGUAUUUUGCUUAACGCAACGGCUUUACAUAUUAGGUAUUAAAAUAUAUCAGUAGCAAUUAUGUAGACGACAACUAGUAUCUGUGCUAGGUUUAAGGGAUGUACAUAUGUGAUAGACAUAAUAUACAUAUGCAAAUGUUGUUUUCUUUCAAACAUUGGACUAAAAUGAG
This is a messenger RNA of Zychaea mexicana, 3105 nucleotides long. RefSeq names its product chitin synthase 1. The transcript is spliced from 9 exons. The record is from RefSeq and is a predicted model, not a curated record. Gene Ontology annotation, molecular function: chitin synthase activity. NCBI's taxonomy places the organism in Eukaryota, Fungi, Mucoromycota, Mucoromycetes, Mucorales, Lichtheimiaceae. Gene Ontology annotation, cellular component: cell septum; cell periphery. The coding region runs from base 321 to 2828 and encodes 835 amino acids.